AUGAAUAUGAAGGACAGGCUCUUUACAGUUAUCACAAGAUUCCUCAAGCAACUCACUCGUUUCACUUACUGUACACCCGAAUACGUCAUUCUGCACAGGAGGAUCAUGACUCCCCAGGACACAUAUUAUACAAAAUCUGCAGAACGAAUUAAAUUGUUAAAAAUAUACAUUUUCAAGAAACAGAAUCGAUGCAAAGGUGCUAACUGUCCAUUCCACAGUCUAUGGAACCAUAGAAAUUUUGAAUUGAACGUUAAUUCUGACAAGAAUCAUUAUGAGGAAUCAGCCGAUAGCUGA
Molecule: messenger RNA, 294 nt
Organism: Plasmodium inui San Antonio 1
Lineage: Eukaryota; Apicomplexa; Aconoidasida; Haemosporida; Plasmodiidae
Exons: 2
Coding region: 1-294 (97 amino acids)
Source: RefSeq, a predicted model, not a curated record